AUGGCUCGAUGUGUAUGUUCAAAACUCUCUGCAGCAGAUAGUCUUACUCUAGGGGCUGUCCAGAUUAUGAUUGGCAUAUUUCAUGUUUUCAUGUGGUAUUUCCUAUUGAUUUUGUAUAUGGGACAAAUUAGAGGAGUCUUUGGGACGUAUGAACCUAUAACUUACAAAGCAGGAUGUUCUUUAUGGGGAGUUAUUUUUAUCAUUACAGGAGUCUCCAUAAUAAGAGCAGUAAGGCAUCAGACUCAAGGCGUGAUUACAUUUGCUUUUAUCAUGAACAUCUUCUGCAUAAUUGUUGCAGUUAUUGCAUCAAUUCUAACAGCAAUUGAGUUGUCUUCUUUUAAUUCCGUGUCCUAUAGGAAUUAUGGACAAGCAAAACUUGGAAGGGAAGUUUCACGGAUUUUACUGAUAUCUUACCCCUUGGAAUUUUCUAUUGCAUUAACUUACUCAAUCUUUGGCUGUCUUGAUUUGAGUCAUCAUCAUGAUGAAGAUACUCUCACAGCUGUUACAGAGGAAGCUGAGAGCACUUUUUAAAAACCUUAGAAAUGUGAGAUUUCUCCUGGGGCUCAUACCUGACGUGGGCCCUAAUGAUAUCCCUGCAUAACAAGGCUGCUACAAAGCCCACAGGUUUUGUGCAAAAGAAAAUACAAACAAGUUGGAUUUUUCUUCUUGGUAUUCAAGAAAUUUCUCUGCACAUAUUUUUGUAGGCUCCAAGUAGAAAGCUUUUCCCUACUUAAAUAUAUUAUUACAAGGAGAAAUUUAUUUUCUAGGUACUCUGUACCUGUCAACUCUGUGUAACUCUAAAGCUGCCAACUCUCCCUAAUAGAGCUUUUGCAAAAGACCAUAAAAAAAGAUUUGUGAUUGUCUCUAGAGGACAGGCAAAAUGUCUCUAGAGUACAGGCAGUAAAGACUUGGAGCACAAUACUGUGUAAUUCCCAGGAAAACUUUAAAUAAUUUAUGCCCCUACAAGUGAAGAGUACAUUUCAGAAUGAGUUCUUCUACCUGAACUAGCUUCUACCUGAACAAAGUACAAAUCAAAAAUCAUCCAACUCAUAAUCCUUUCAUUGUUCUUCUUUGACUACUCCUCUCCUCAUUAAAGUUCCUUUCUGCCC
This is a messenger RNA of Enhydra lutris kenyoni (northern sea otter), 1109 nucleotides long. Its product is annotated as membrane spanning 4-domains A13. Gene Ontology annotation, cellular component: plasma membrane. The transcript is spliced from 6 exons. The record is from RefSeq and is a predicted model, not a curated record. Gene Ontology annotation, biological process: cell surface receptor signaling pathway. The coding region runs from base 1 to 531 and encodes 176 amino acids. Lineage: Eukaryota; Metazoa; Chordata; Mammalia; Carnivora; Mustelidae.